Drosophila novamexicana is the source of this 2202-nucleotide messenger RNA. RefSeq names its product breast cancer metastasis-suppressor 1 homolog (gene Brms1). The transcript has 3 exons. The coding region runs from base 206 to 1015 and encodes 269 amino acids. Gene Ontology annotation, molecular function: histone deacetylase binding. NCBI's taxonomy places the organism in Eukaryota, Metazoa, Arthropoda, Insecta, Diptera, Drosophilidae. Gene Ontology annotation, cellular component: Sin3-type complex. The record is from RefSeq and is a predicted model, not a curated record. Gene Ontology annotation, biological process: negative regulation of transcription by RNA polymerase II.
UUUGCAGCUGCAGUACAAAACAAUAUUCGCAGCCAGUAAAUUUCCACAUAAUUUACUAAAUCGCAGGCAAACUGCUGAAAAUAACAAGAAUAUCAUUUUCCCAGAAGGGCGACAAACGCGCAGCCGACAAGCCGACAGCCGUCCUUUGCAAUCAAAGGACCAUAAACAAACAGCCCCGCUCCCCAAACCAAAAAGUACAAUCCAAAUGCCAGUUAAAAAUGGCGAAUCGGAUGCGGAGGGCGACGUCUCUGGCGCGGAGUCGGAGCGCUCCAAUUCCAGCCAGGCACACGACACCUCCGACGAGGAGGAGGAGGAGGAGGAGGCAAAUGAAUGCGAUUCCGAUGAUUCCUCCGAAAUGGAUGCCACCGAAAUUGAGCUGCGCCGCGCCGAGCACAUAGAGGAUCUGGCCAGCCUCGAGCGACAGUUUAGCCAGCUGCGCGAACAAUAUUAUUACGAACGCAUCAGCCUCAUUGAACAGCAGCUGUCAGAUGUGCGUUCCGGUCGAUCCGAGGAGUUUGUGCAGCCUCAAAAGGAGCUGGACAAGGUGUAUCGGACGCGCAUCGAGGUCGCCGAUGUGCUGCGCAAGUUUCGCCUGCAGAAUAUCGAACACAAAUAUCUGUCCGAGGAGCAGGCCGCAUCCCAGCACUUUGAGAGCGAGAAACAAAUGGCGGCGGAUAAUUUGCGCGAGGAUCUAAUGGAGCGCAUACGACGCCUCGAAGAGGAUCGACACAAUGUCGACAUCUCCUGGGAUGACUGGGGCAAUGACAAGCGCCAGAGCAAAGUACGCGGACCGGGACGCAAAAAGGCCGUGACCGUUACCGGGCCCUAUGUUGUAUAUAUGCUGCGCGAGGAGGAUAUUAUGGAGGACUGGACGAUUAUACGCAAGGCGCUGAAACGUUCCUCCACGGCGGCCGUGACAGCAACGCCGGGCGUUGCCCCAACAAUGCCGCACGGCGUUACUGGCCUGGUGGGUGUGCCGCUAACUGCCACGGCCAUGGCGGGCGCCAAUGGAUAACGGUGGCGUGCCGCUGCCUAUGCCCAUGCCCGUGCCCGUGCCCGUGCACGUGCACGCAACAAGGAGCUUACCUGAUGGCAGCGUAAGGUAGCAAAUGCUCUCAUAACCAGACCCAAGCCGCGUUACUCCUGUUAUUCGCUGCCCCCCUCAUGAUCAUGAUGAUGCUGUUGAUGAUGAUGAUGUUGAUGUUGAUUAUGAUUGUAAUAAUCAGACGCUCGAUUAUUGUUGCGAGCCAUUAUGCUACUAAACUCUUACUGUCUCUAGUAUAAGAAACAACAAACCGAAUGUCAAUCCCCCAGAAGCCCGAAGCAAAUUAAACUUAAGUCAAAAUUGUAGCAUAAAUAUAUAUAUAUACAUACAUUUAUGUAUUUAUGUACGCGCAUAACUUUGUAUAUAUAUAGACGUAUAGAGCGCCAAUAUCCUCUGCCCUCCCCCCGCGCCUCCAUCCACAAUGAUCGUGUCCCGAAAACCGUGUAGAAAAGUCACACAUUCAGUAUAAACGACUUGCAAUAAUGACACAUAUAUAUAUAUAUAUAUAUUUCGAUAUAUAUAUAAGUGUAGAUCUGUACACUAAAUAAAGCCAAUUCUUUUUUUUUGUCUCAUUAAUGUAAAGCGAAGCAAACUUUUGUUUCUUGAUCAGCUCAAGCUAAGAAUCUAGAUGUUAUAUAACUUUAAGUAGAUAUUAGAUAUAUAUAUAGAUAUAUAUACUAUGAAUAUUAAAUGUGUAUUGUAUGGAGUUGUUCGCAAAAGGAAUUUAAGUUUCAAUUCAGUUUGUGGAAGCUCUCAUUUCCGAGACAUAUGUAAAUAGAGCUCUUUGUUUAGUUUUCGUCGGCUUUGCUUUGGAUUCGUUUAGAUCCAUAUUUAUAUACAUAUAUAUACAGCUCUAUGUGUGGUCUGUUUGGAUCAUAAACAACAAAUUAUUAAACAAUAGCCCAAACCGUGAAAUUCGCAUUAUUUUCCUGUUAGUUUGCGCUAAAAGUUUCACCUUGAAGGGUGGAAAAUGCGUGGAAACAAACCACUUUUAUCGAAAUUCACUGGAUAAAGUUCAAAUUUUGUGGGAUCGAAUCGAAAUUUGCAUAAAAUAUCAAAGGAACUGGCUUGGGGAGAGGCGAGCUUGUGGGGAGGGCUCCAACAUUGGAUCACAUAAAGGGAUUCCAGAUAAUGGAGGACAUGCCCCCGACAUUGGA